Paramuricea clavata is the source of this 6769-nucleotide messenger RNA. The record is from the annotation of a GenBank genome assembly. NCBI's taxonomy places the organism in Eukaryota, Metazoa, Cnidaria, Anthozoa, Malacalcyonacea, Plexauridae.
CACCAUCACCACCACCAUCAUCACCACCACCAUCAUCAUCACCACCAUCAUCAUCACCACCAUCAUCACCACCACCAUCAUCACCACCACCAUCAUCACCACCACCAUCAUCACCACCACCAUCAUCACCACCACCAUCAUCACCACCAUCAUCACCACCAUCAUCAUCACCACCACCAUCAUCUUACAGACUUACACCUUCAUCACCAUCAUCACUACCAUCAUCAUUACUACAACAUAAAUGUUGUGUUUCUUUUUUGUUAGAAUGUUUUUGGUCUACCAACGUCAUCGAUGGUGAACGCGUUUUCAUCACCCGGUAAGCAACAAAAACAUAUGUAGCCUGAAAACAGACCUACGUUUCGCGGCAAUGGUUUCCAUCAGAAAUCAUGACCUUAAUUAAUGUAAUCAUCUUAUGUUAGGUAGGUAGAAGAAACUGCCCUUUUCAAUUGUUAACAAGAUCUGUGCUCAAUAUUGUUAUUAUUGAAAUAUGUUUAAAGAUUAUCGUUCAGAGGCAGAGCGUUUGGUAGGGAGAACAGAUUAUAAAUCCGUAGUAGAGGAACAUCAGUCUCUUGUGUCUGCUUUUGCAAAGAAAGGUUUGUUUAUUAGAGUUAGAGUAGAUUUAGAUACCACCGCUUUCUUCUUUCAGUAACACUGGACCAACAAGGAAUGGACCUUACUUGACUUACUAUGGUUUCGAGAGUGCAAUUUGGGGGAAAAUGCACGAGUGAGUUUUUCAAAGACGAUCAAAAUUGCACAAGUUCGAAGGACGAGUGUAAUUUGAAGUCUUUGAAAAAUUCACGAGUAUAUGUUUUGCACGAGAAACCAUACUAUUACUUAAUCUUAUUAUUAUUAAUAUUUAAAAUUAUUUGAAAACUGUAGCCCUUAAUAUACAUGAAAGAAUUGUCCAGUCACAUGCUUGCGUUGGUCACAUGGGAAAUAGUUAAUUUUAAUAGAAAUAAUUUUAAUAGAAAUCUACUAAAAACGCCAGCCAUUUUUAUCACUUGUAAAUGUUUGGGUUUUUCGUAUUAGUUUUUGCUAGAAAUGGCUGUAUCUUAUAGUCAGGGUAUUUCAUCUUUUGGCACUGCAUGUAUUUCGAAAAAAUUGUACUGCUCUUAGCCAAUCAGAAUUGAGCAAUUUUUUCAUGUAUAUUAUUAAUAAAGUUAUUUCAGUGCAGCCUUCUUCAGAGUUCAGAUUUGACUAUACCACUACCCCUCACAGGCCCAGUACCCAAUACCCAUUUGAUUGGUUAAUCGGAUAUAUCAAACCCAUCUGAUUGGUUAAUGGUCCCUUAAGGGUAGUGGUCUCUUUACAGACAAGUGUGGUGUAAGAGAAAUACAGUUACCUCAAAAAUAUAGACAGCAGGGCCUUCGCUCGUAACGUCGAAAGUUCUCUUUAUAUUUUCCCGGGGCGGAUUUACGCAAGGCCGGAUUUUGGUGGAAAUAGUGGGAGAGGUGUCAAAAAAAUUAGGGGAGGUGCAGCGGUCUAGCUCACGAUCCUCAUAGAAAGUUAGGGCGAAGAACGGACCAAAGUCAACGACGUGUAGCAUGUACUGUACAAUAUGUAUCGGUGUAUUAAUGAUGACUGUACAACUCAUUCAAUUUUACCCUUCAUUACAAUUGCUACAAAGUUUCUUUCAAAACAUUGCAUUAAAAGAGUAUUUGACACAGAGAUGAAUGGCUAUCAUUGUUUCAAUUUUACAGAAAAACUUUAUUAUGAAGUUUAGACCCUAAGCAACCAAAAAAUGUCAAAUUUUCACUUUGAUCUAUCAUUGAAACUUUCCCAAGGGGAGGUUUUUUGGUUUCCCAAGGGGAGGUUUCAAAUUAUCCACAAAAAGCAAAUGAUCCACAAAAAGCAAAUGAUCCAAAUGAUCUACAAAAAGGAAACGAUCCAAAUGCACCAGCCAAAAGCCUGACGAUCCAAAACAAAUAGGUAGCUAAAAUUAUUAUUUAAAAAACAAAGAACAACACGAAAUGAUAUAAUUCCAUUAUCUCCUAUUGGUGUGACGUCACUCUUGACUUGUGACGUCACCCAUGACUUGGUAUAUCGCGCAUAAACCGAUCUCAGGGGAGGUUCGCACCUCCCCACACCUCCCCUCAAAAUCCGGCCAUGAUUUACCGCAUCCCCUUAGAGAAGUCCAGCACCACCCUAAAAAAAUCUGACCAUACAUUUUCUGCUUUUCGAAUAGCGUUAGCGAAAUCUUUACUGUUAGCGCUUGUCGAUUUCUUGAAACGAUUUGUGAACUCGGGAAAAAAAUACUCGGAAUGCUUUAGUUAAAUAUCAUGGUCACAGAUUUCACGAAACUUUGACCACAAAUGUUCCGAACUUCGUGGCGAAGUUCGCAAGUUCACAUUGAAAUUCACAAGCCAAUUUGUAAACAAAGUUCCCGAUUGGUCCCUGAAGUGAAAGAAAGCCAAUCAAAUGCGUAGUUUACAAACUGGUUUGUCAAUCUCAUUAUGAACUUUUGAACUUCGCAAAGAAGUUCGGAACAUUUGUGGUCAAAGUUUCGUGAAAUCGACUGUAAAUAUGUGGACAUGUCGAGGUUGUUAUACAGCCAUAUUUUCAAAUAUACUGUACUUUAACAAACACAUUUACUGCACUGUUUUACAGCAACUGUCGUGGGUAUACUAAAAAGUGGGUAUAAACUUUAUAAACAAAAGAUAAUGUAAAAAGAAUGGCGAACGUGCAGAUUCGGCCAUCUCAAAUUAAUAAUGAUAAUGUUGGGAUAGCAGCGUUGCAGACUGCAGAGGAGACUGGGCAGUAAGGCUCCCUCAUGCACCACCCCAUGGAAAACUUGCACCCUUCCUUGCAGAUGUGGUUAGACCCGCCCCUGAUAUUUUUCAGACAGUUGUAUUUUUCCCAAAACCCAGCUAUUGUCGUUGUCACUACUUGCACUGGCAUCGACCGUCGUAAAUAAUUUCUUCUACAAACAUUCUCUGUAGGUCUGGGAAGCAACACAGACACCAUAUCAUCCGUAGCGGCUAUAAAUAGUGGUUUAGAUCUCUCCGACUUUCCCGUGCUGGCAAACAGACCCAUGGCUCAUAUCCCUUCCAGUGUCUCGUCACCCUCGUCUACAGCAAAUCCCGGCUCCUUUGUCGGCAGAGCCAGUUAUGGUAAGUAAGCCAUCUCAACUUGAAAUCACUCGGUAAACACAAGGGUGGAAAUUAGAAAAAUUCAUAUCCGACUUCCAAUACCACUAUUUCUCGCUUGCCUAGCACUCGUCUGAUUGGUUAACCGGAUAUAUCAAACGCAUCUGAUUGGAUAUGGCAAUACAAAUUAACUUCGUCUUAUUUGAAAGAACUUUUAUAGUUAUAUAUGAAGACCCUUUACAACUUUUUCGUACCUUGCUUGGUUUUCGAUAUAUUUUGACUAAAAACAGUGUGCAUGCAGUCCGCCAUCCUGGUAUUAUAAUUGACCUAAUUAAAGCCGGUUACAGACGAGGAAGUUUUUAUGUGACAAGUUUUAUUUGCCAAGUGUACGUAUGUAUAUGCAACAAGUUUUUCUAUGACAAGUUUUCAUAUGACAAGUUUUAUUUACUGGCGUGAAUGUGUCAGAAAAACAUUGGCAGAAAAAUUAUAAUAGUCCGCUGGCUAAUACGGACGAACAAAAUUUGUACUUUGAUGACAAUUUUUCCUAUGACAAGUGCAUGCACUUGUUCAAAAGCUAGCAUGCUAGCUAGCGGUCCAUCUGCAUUAGGGUUAGGGGUUAGGGUGUGGGGGUUAGAGGUUGGGUUAGGGUUAGUAUUAGGGUUUGGAUUAGGAUUAACGUUUGGAUUAAUCGUAGAUCCAUUACAACCCAAUACUUUAUUGCAUACAAUGGCAUUACAACGCCAAUAGAUUAUUGGUUACAACGUGCGGAACGGCUGUGUCUGCACACUUUCUUUGGAGACACCAUUUGCCUACUGAUAAAUCGGAAAAUUAUCAAGAUAGUGACUCUGAUUGAUUUAAAUAUUGUAUUGACAUAUUCUGUUGACAUUGCUUUUUAGUCUUCAAUAUUUGAGUGAGUCUUGCUUUGGAAAUGACAAUAAAUUUUUAUUACCAAACCCUUGAGUUGUUUUGUUUUUCAUUUACCCAACCUUUUACUCGCUUAAAAUCUUGUUUACCCAACCCUUUUCUCUUCGGUGGAUAUUUCGUAUUGUGUUUCGUGAAUCGUGUCAGAUCUGUCUCUGGUAUAAAUUGGUUCAUUCAAAACAUUGAAACUUUCCUGCAGGCUUAGUAUCAAAACGUGGUGAGCCUACGACAGAAUUUACAAUGCUCAAUGAAGACUUUCCUGCUCUUCCUGGGACUAGUAUCAAAGCAGGUUAGAAUGGACAACUUGCAUGUUAGACUAAAUUUUAAUCGAAGUAAAGAGAAGGGAAUCAAACACCUGUGCAGCUAAAAAGAACAUAAUCAAAGUAGUAAAAGUUUCCGUUCAGUUUCCGCUAGAUACUUCCCAGACUACCACAUAUAAUGAAAAUAAUGGAUCAAUCCCCAGUUAACCAAAAUUUUGAUCGCAACAAGUCUAGACAAAAUUCCAUCAUAGCAUGAAAAAGCAUCACAAAAUUAGAAAAAAUUCCGAAGUUUCGUUGCGAAAUGUUGUAAAACGCAGAUAAUAUAGCCUUGCGAAAUUUGCAAUUUUCAGUCAUUUUGUAUUACAAAUGGGAAACGGGUACCACUUUUCCAAGAUUUUGAUCUUAACUAGCCUAAACAAAAAUUUCAUCACAGCUUGAAAGAGCAUCACAAAAUUAGUGAUAUUCCAAAAUUUCGCAUGCGAAAUGUUGUAAAAUGCUGAUAAUAUAGCACCCGCGAAGUUUGUAAUUUUCAGUCAUUUUGUAUUACGCACAGAAGUGGUAACCAUUUCCCGUUUGUAAUCUAAAAUGACUGAAAAUUGCAAACUUCGCAAGGCUAUAUUAUCCGCAUUUUGCAAUAUUCUGCAACGAAACUUUGGAAUAUUACUAAUUUUGUGAUGCUCUUUCAAGCUGUGAUGAAAUUUUUGUUUAGGCUAGUUAAGAUCAAAAUUUUUGUCUAGACGUGUUGAGUUCAAAAUUUUGGUUAAUUGGGGGAUUGGUCCAUUGACAUUCUCUGGUAACUGCAGGUUGAACACCAUCUUAAUGAAACCCAACUGCAUUUGUAAUUUGUGUUGUGUAAAGUGAUCAUUGUGUUUUGUCAUUUUGUUUCAGAAAUGUCAACCGAGUCACUAAGUCAGGAAAAUAAGCCAGUAAGAAAUUAUGUCCACUGCAGUUUAUGCAAUAACUUGAAAUUUAAAAGAUAAUUUAUGCCAAGAAUCCGAGAAACUCCAAUAUCAAAUAUUGAACUAUUUUCUCUUUUGCUUUCUUGUAGGCAGUUCAACGAUUUGGUAAGCCAUCUACAUAUAGCAUAUAUAGGCAGCCCAGCAAAUAUAUGUAUUCACUUAAAUAUUAUGAACAAAGUUCAUGGAAUGCAAUAUAUUAUAUUUGGAAUUUUCCGAUUUUUCUUCAAGCAAUAAGCCGUUCGUUUUUUCCGAUUAUGACGUUUGUCGAGCAAUUUGCAUCCCGCCUAUUUAUAGAAAAAUGUCGAUAAAACAGGGCCUCUUUUAACAUAUAGACUGUCCCCCCCAGCCCUCUUAGUGACCCCUCCAGUCAGCAAUUUUGUCCCCCCCCCCCACCCCCAGUGCAAGGUCCCUAAGAACUAUGGUCAACCAGCAAUUGUAUAUCAAAGUGAGAAAAUGAUAUAAGCUGUUAACAUUUCUGAAUUUGAGAUUUAAUAGUUGAUUUCAGCUAUAGACUAAAUUUUGAUCUCGGCAACAAGAACAAAACCAAUCACCACAGCUAGAAAGAGCAUGUUAAAAUUAGUAAACUUGCAAAGUUUGGCCGCGAAAUGUUGUAAAAUGCGGAAAAUAUAGUCCUUCGAAAUUUGCAAAUUUUGUAUUAAUUUGUAUUACGCGCGGGAAAACUUUCGGCCCAAAUUGUGGUGCAUUUUCUCGCGCGUAUAAUACAAAAUUUGCAAAUUUCGCAUGGCUAUAUUUUCCGCAUUUUACAACAUUUCGCGGCCAAAUUUUGCAAUCUUACUAAUUUUAACAUGCUCUUUCUAGCUGUGGUCAUGGAUUUUGUUUUUCUUGCCCAGAUCAAAAUUUAGUCUAUAGCCAGAGGGCUAUAGCUAGAAUCAUCUAUUAAAGUACUUCUAAACUUUUUUCAACUCUAAAAAUUAUUAGCAAUGUUAGAAAAUAUAUCCAAGGUGUUUUGUGACUUUGCUGUCAGCGAACCUAUUUAAUAAUGUGUGUAAAUGUAUUUUGUCAAAAAGUUGCCCGCCUUAGGAUAUAAUAUUUUAGUAUUUUUGCACAAGUGAACAUAACAAAUCCUACAAGUUGAUUGGUCAAAUUUGAUGUAUUCAGCUGUUAUAUUCACCUACAGGUUUUCAGAAUGGCGGCUAGCCGUUUUGUGGAAGUUAUACUGAUAAAGAAAUAAUCGAAAUUCAAAUAAAUUCAGUCCCAAAAAACACAAAACCUCGACUUCGUCUCGGCGAAUAUUCCACGAUAAUCACCUCGCCUUCGGCGAAUAAUUGUUAAAUAUUACAAUACAAUCUGCAUACAUAAUGCGAAUCUGCAUACAUAAUGAGCUACACAAUAAGUCGCUUGAUAGCAAAGUCAGACGAACUUUAUACGCAUUUUUAAGUGAAUACAUGCAUAUAUUUUCUGGACUGCCUGUGGAUAUAGCAGUCUGCAUGUGUAUUUAUUAUGCUCUAAGUUGAAUCAACAUGUGUUUAUCAUUUUAGGAAGUACUUCAUCUUACGAACAAGUAGCGAAAGACGAAAUGAGG